AUGAAUAGUGGAGUUUGUGUGAAGGGAAGUUGCUAUGAUAAUAAUGAACGUGAUUAUUAUGGAAUGCUUAAAGAAGUUGUUCGGCUCAAAUACUUGGGGAGUAAGUGCAAGUUAUUUAUGUUUAAAUGUAAUUGGUAUGAUACAAAGCGAGGGAUUAGGGUACAUCGUUCGAAUGGUUUGGUUGAAAUCAAGCAUACAUCUCGACUACAUGGAAAUGAAGAUUUUGUUCUAGCACAACAAUGUCAACAAGUCUACUAUACAUAUCCGCCUGGUAAUAAAUCAUCUGAAUGGUGGACGGUUAUUAAGACUACUGCUAGAAGUCGUUAUAAUGUUGACAUGGGUGAAUUUAUUGAAGAUGCCAACAAUGUGCGAUCAUUUGAUGUUGAUCAAUCAGAUGAGAUUUAUCAACCAUGUCGUGUCCUUCCUACCCAAACACUUGAUGAUCAAAAUAUACUUGUUGAAUCAUCUUAUUAUGAAGAAAUCAGUCAACAUGAAUUGCUUCAACUUGACAUAAAUUGGGGAAACAAUGAAGAAGAAGAAGAACAAGAAGAUGAUGAUGAUGAUGGCAAUGACGAUGGCGAUGGUGAUGGUGAUGGCGAUGAUUCUUAUAGUGGUGGUGAUGACAACGAUGAAAACAUGGUUUUGUGUGAUAAUGAUGACAUGGAACAAACAUUAAGCAUGCCUCGACGAGGAUCCAUAUUAGAUUCUAGGAGUGAUAGGUCCACUUCAAGGAGUGACAGGUCCACUUCAUCCAAAUCAUUUCAAACUACAUCAAGGCAUAAUAACAAAGGAUCUACAUUUCAGCAACUUGUGUAUCAAAAUGCAAAUGAGUGUUAUAUACCUACUUUGGGGAGUACACAUCCUCCUCAAUGUGAUUAUGGGAGGGUUGAAGCAUAUCAAUUUUGUGAGGGCUUUCGCUUCCAAGAUUUGCUUCAAACUCAAGGAGGUUUCCCUCGAGAUAACCAACUUAUUUAUGGAGGACAUAAUUCAUAUAGGAGUUAUGGGAGAGUUGAUGGUGAUGGUGAUGAUGUGAACAUUAGAGAUGAAGAUGAGGGAGACGGUAGUAAUGAGAGAGGUGUAUGUGAUGAGAAUGCAGAUGGUGUGCCAUUAAACCACGGUUCAACAUCUUCUCCAUACAAUUAUGAUCAAAAUGUUAAAAGGAAGGGUUUUGACACACCAAUGGAUCCAAUUACAAGAAAAAAAGAGCUUUGUUUAUAUGGAACAACAGAGUUCAAUAACGCAUCGUGUGGACGUGCAAUCGGAGAUAUUUUGAGGUCCAAUUUUAAAGGAGCAUGGCACUCUUUGGAAAAAAUAGAUUCAAUGUGCAGGGAUGAACUCUUUAAAGAGUUUAAGAAAAAAUAUUCCUUUCCUGAGGAAGAUGAGUCGAUUGUUCGUAAUAUUUGGGAAGAUAAGGCUAGGAUAGCUUUGAAUCAGCAAUUGACACGAGCUCGCAAGAAAGCCAUGUCAAAAGAAAACACUACAAAUAUUAUAGAUUGCCUUGAUAAAGGUCCUGCUUGGAUAAACAAUGAUGACUGGAAUCAAAUGAUCAAAGAUGUUUGGUCCACCCCUGAAUUUCAAAGGAGGUCUGAAUCUGCUAAGAGGAAUCGAUUAACCAAAACAGAUGGUAAAAUAAGCACUCAUUCUGGAGGAACAGUGUCAUUUGCAUCAUAUCGAGCUAACAUGCAAGAGGAAGCUGGUGGAAAAGAACCUCCAUGGGAUGAUGUCUUUUCAGCUUUGCAUCAGAGUACUAAGCAGUCUGGUAGCUUCGUCGACAACAAGUCUAAAAAAGUGGUUGAGAAUUAUAAAAAGGAGAUGAUUUCAAAGUAUGGAACUAAUCGAGAAAAUCAUCCUUCAUUUGAUGGAGCAGCUUGGUGUGUGGCUUCAGGAGGAGUUAUAAAGGGUAGGGUAUAUGGUGCACCUCGUAUGCCAAAAUCUAUAGUUAGUACAAGUUCUUCAUCACAUUCCUACUCGGUGGAGUCAUCAUAUCCCAGUUCAUCGUAUCGAGCGUUGCAACAAGCGAUAAAGGAUAAAGAAGAGGAGAUAAAGAAAAAAGAUGAUUUUAUUCUUGAAAUGAAACGGCAGAUGGAUUCUAUGCAAGAAUAUCUUGUGAACAAUCUUGGAUACAAUGAUGGGACAUCAAAUAUUGAUCAAGGUAUGCCACCAUCUUUGACUCCAGCAAUAUCGCCACCUAUGGCUCCUCAGAUAAUGACAUCUAUGGGACCCACAUCUCAACCAAUUUUUCGACCUACACCUCGACCUUUAUAUCCUGAUCAAUCUUGUAUCGAUCCACAAUAUCAUGGUUCGUCUUCGCAACCGGCACCAUGA
Messenger RNA from Populus euphratica (Euphrates poplar), 2325 nucleotides. The record is from RefSeq and is a predicted model, not a curated record. Lineage: Eukaryota; Viridiplantae; Streptophyta; Magnoliopsida; Malpighiales; Salicaceae.